AAAUGAAAUGUUCCUUGUCACGUCCCAUCUCUCUUCAGCUUCUCCUUCCUUUUGCUCUCUCUCUCUCUUCUGGUUUUCUUCUCAGUAAGUCGGCGAUGAUUUCAUUCCGACCGAUCAACUCCUCGCCGAGUAAAUGACAAAUGCGAGUACUCCAUAUUAUCGCGGCGCUCGCUCUUUAAACGACACUGUACUCCAUAUUAUAUGCCUUUGUUUUUCCUCUCAUUAGUAUUACUUAGUUCUCUGAGCUUCUUCUGUUCUUCAGUCUUCUGAACUCUCCAGAUUUUCUCUCUCUAAGUUUGACCUUCCGAUCGUCUGCUUGUGCGUUUGUGUGUGGGUCACUCUCUGAUCGGAUCCAUCUCAGUCGUUCGAUUUGCCGUGAGGAGAGGCAUUCAUCGACCACGCUGAUGCUAUAAGCGUAUUGGAGGAGAAGUUUUAGCUUAAACUGGAGCUAAAUUCGAAGGAAGAACACGAAGAGCCAUGUUGGAUCUCAAUCUGAAUGUGCUCUCGGCCGAUUCGGCUUACCAGAACGACGGAGACUCCGCCAUGUUCGUCGAGAAGGUUCCGCAAGGCUCCGGGACCCAAAUGGACGAGUCCGGGACCUCGAAUUCGUCGAUCGUCAAUGCGGACGCGUCGAGCAACGGAGGCGACGACGAUUCGUGCUCCACACGCGCUGGCGGGAGCGAGGUCUACACAUUCAACUUCGAUAUCCUGAAGGUUGGGGCCGAAAACGACGUCGUCGUCACGAAGGAGUUCUUCCCGAUGACCACUGGAGGAGCGAAUGUGGAUCUCAAGGACUGGCAGGGACAGUCCUCGUCGUCUUCUGCGCCUUCGAGGAAGAAAUGGAUCGAGCUUGGGUUCGACCAGAGUGGGUCUGGAGAGGUGAGGAUGCCUCAGCAACAACAACAGCAGCAACAGCAACAACAACAGCAGCAACAGCAACAGCAACAGCAACAGCCGAAGAAGAGCAGGAGGGGACCGAGGUCUCGGAGCUCGCAGUACAGAGGGGUCACUUUCUACAGGAGGACGGGAAGAUGGGAAUCGCAUAUUUGGGAUUGUGGAAAACAAGUCUAUCUGGGUGGUUUCGACACCGCUCAUGCUGCGGCUAGGGCCUAUGAUCGAGCUGCUAUUAAGUUCAGGGGAGUAGAUGCUGAUAUCAAUUUCAAUCUCAGCGAUUAUGAGGAUGAUUUGAAUCAGAUGAAGAACUUGACUAAGGAAGAAUUUGUGCACAUACUACGGAGACAUAGCACAGGCUUCUCUCGGGGCAGCUCAAAAUAUAGAGGAGUGACGCUGCACAAAUGUGGCCGUUGGGAAGCUCGAAUGGGGCAGUUCCUUGGCAAAAAGUAUAUAUAUCUUGGGCUAUUCGACAGCGAAGUAGAAGCUGCAAGGGCAUAUGACAAGGCAGCCAUCAAAUGUAAUGGAAGGGAAGCGGUCACCAACUUUGAGCCAAGUACCUAUGAAGGGGAUAUGAUCCCUGAGGCCAAUAGUGAAGGUGGCAAUCACAAUCUUGAUCUCAAUCUGGGAAUAUCCCCCCCUUCAUUUGGCAAUGGUCAAAAGGAAAAUGAGGGACGUAUCCAGUUCCGCCCUGGCCCUUAUGACGUGCACGGCAGAAAGUUUGUGGGGAUGGAGAACCAUACUAGCGCAACACUGGGCGAUCCACCUUUCAAAGGGCUAGUAAUGACAUCUGAGCAGCCUCUACUGUUGAAUGGUGUAUAUCCUAGUUACUUUCCGAGUGAGGAAAGGGCAACAGAGAAGAGGAUUGCACUAGGUUCUUCUCAAGGACUCCCAUCAUGGAAAAUGCAUGGCCAGGUCACUGCAACCCAAGUGCCACUGUUCUCUACUGCAGCAUCAUCAGGAUUCUCAUUUUCAGCCGCCCCUCCGUCCGCUGCCAUCCUUCCGUCAAAACCAUUAAACCCGGCGACCCUCAAUCUCUGUUUCACUUCUUCAGCCACAGCUCCCACCAAUUCCCCUCAAUAUUAUUACCAGGUGAGGCCACAACAGGCACCACCCUAGAAUGGCUAGAAUUUAUCCUCCCUCUAUAGUUGAGAGGCAUGUGUAACAGCCGUGGUUUUGAAUAUUCUUUUGUAUGAUCAGAAAAUAGUGAUUGCUCUAAAACUACUACUAUUGAUUCUGACUCUCUUCUAAAGCAAUUACCAAACUCUGUUGGAGAUGUUGGUAUUAAGAAAAUGCUAAUUCUCUCUUCGCAUUUAUGCUAUACACUCAUGGCAUCAUUGACUUGGAGUUU
Messenger RNA from Morus notabilis, 2242 nucleotides. RefSeq names its product ethylene-responsive transcription factor RAP2-7. Gene Ontology annotation, molecular function: DNA-binding transcription factor activity; DNA binding. The record is from RefSeq and is a predicted model, not a curated record. The transcript has 10 exons. Lineage: Eukaryota; Viridiplantae; Streptophyta; Magnoliopsida; Rosales; Moraceae. Gene Ontology annotation, biological process: regulation of DNA-templated transcription. The coding region runs from base 478 to 2010 and encodes 510 amino acids.